AUGAAGUUAAUCCUCCCAUCCGCCAUCGCGGUUCUCUUGGUCUUCUGUGCCUUCAGUACCGUCGAAGCCGUCGAUCCUCUCGAUUUUCUCUUCAGCUCAAGCAUGGUCCACUAUCCACGCUACCGUACUCGUUCGUCCGCUGCUGUCACUCCGGACCUCGCAAAAAGAGCUCCACCAGGCUGCAUUUGCACGGAGUUCCUCGGCUGCCACGGACCAGGAUGCAUGCGUCGUGCGUAUCGAGAGCGUAUUCCAGCCUUCUGA
This is a messenger RNA of Caenorhabditis briggsae, 261 nucleotides long. NCBI's taxonomy places the organism in Eukaryota, Metazoa, Nematoda, Chromadorea, Rhabditida, Rhabditidae. The record is from RefSeq and is a predicted model, not a curated record. The transcript has 2 exons. The coding region runs from base 1 to 261 and encodes 86 amino acids.